AUGUCUUCCCCAUUUACAACAUUAAGCAAAUAUCCCAAACUUCCCGUGCUAGCAAAUCCAUCGUUAGCUGAAGGAAAUAGUCCACGUGAACCAAUUAAAGAGUCUGUGGGUUAUCGUUUUUCUUGCGAUGAAGCAAAAUUAAUGAACGAAAUAACAACCAGAAUGGCGACAGAUAAUAUAAAAGCAAAUAACGUGGGACGUCUUCCAGGCGUUCCAUUAAGCCAGAAUAGCUCAGAUAGUCGAAUUAGAGCACCAACAGAUUUGGAUUUAUUACAACUUACAAUGCAACGAAUGCAAAAAGCUGAAGCAGAUGUCAGAUAUUUAUCCAGUCAAAUCAAAGAAAAGGAUCAACGAGUUGCCGUAUUACAAGAUAAAUUGAGUUUAUACGAAAAAGCACUGAAAAAUCAACGAAAAAAUGGCGAUGAUUCACACAAAGUGCAAAUUCUUGAACAGAAAUGUGUUCGAUUACAAUCAAUUAUCGAUCGAAUGGAGGAUUUGCUCAUUGAACGCGGAUUAGAAGUAGUUGGUGAAUCGAAUGAACCGGACAAUAUAAAUAUUCUAACAUUCGACGAGGCUGAUGCUGCUGUAUCUUCAUCACCCAAAACAUGGAAUCCAGAUGAAUCAGUAUUACCACAAUCGUUGCCGAUACCAAUCGAUUAUAAUGCUAUUAUUGAAAGUAUUCGUGAAUUAAAUGUAUUAGCAGGAGAAAGUGAAACAAGAUUUAAUAAUAAUAACAAAGACACACACAACAUCAAAACACUAAAACGUGUAGAUCCUGUUGAUUUAACACUUUAUGCCAAUGGAAUAUUUUUAUUUAAUGGACCAUUUCGUUCAUUUAAUGAUCUGUUAACAAAACAAUUUAUCAAAGAUUUAACCGACGGUUAUUUUCCUAGUGAAUUGCAAACGCGUUAUCCCGAUGGUGUUCCAUUUAGAGUGAAUGAUAGACGUGAAAUAUAUUAUAAAGAUAAACAACAGCGGGCAUUCCAAGGUGAGGGUCAUGUUUUAGACGAUGGACGAAUUGUACCAUCUAUUGAAAAACCUCCUGAAAUGAUAUUACCAAAUGGUGCAAAAGUGGAGACACAAGAUAAUCGUCCAAAAGUAUCAGUAGAACGAUUUUUAAAUCGUCUACCUCAAUCCGUUAUCAAAAAUGGAAAUGUUAUUGAUAUCCGGAAUGAUAUAAAAGAACAAAUUUACGGUAAUCAACAGAACCAAGUAGAUACAUCAGAUAGAUGUGAAAGUGCAAAAAGUGAAUUUGAUGGUACAACAACACCAAUAACAACGUUACGUAUACGAUCGGCUGAUGGACAACAGAGUUAUGUGAUUAAAAUGAAAAUAACUUCAACGAUUGAAGAUGUUAAAAAUAUAAUUACAAAGAAAAAAAAAUUAUCAUAUGAUUUCGAUUUAUUUCAAAUGGGUACAAAAACAUUUUAUUUAAAUUGUGAUAAGACACUUGAACAAUGUGGUUUAGUUCCGAAUGCGAGUUUAGGAAUAAGAGAAAUAAAACGACAAUAA
Molecule: messenger RNA, 1512 nt
Organism: Didymodactylos carnosus
Lineage: Eukaryota; Metazoa; Rotifera; Eurotatoria; Philodinida; Philodinidae
Source: the annotation of a GenBank genome assembly